Messenger RNA from Colletotrichum tamarilloi, 999 nucleotides. RefSeq lists its product as uncharacterized. The transcript has 4 exons. NCBI's taxonomy places the organism in Eukaryota, Fungi, Ascomycota, Sordariomycetes, Glomerellales, Glomerellaceae. The record is from RefSeq and is a predicted model, not a curated record. Bases 1 to 999 code for a protein of 332 amino acids.
AUGUCUGAGAAGUCUGCUCCCGGCGGCAAGUGGGCCAAUCCGGCCCUCCUCGAGGCUCUGGCUAUGGGAUUCCACACCGUUGCCAAAGGCGAAGGCCUUACGAAGGAAGCCAAAGACGCCGUCAUCCUGAAGAUCCACGCAUAUGGCUUCACGGAUAUCACCUGGGAAGCUGUCCGGUGUAUCUUGGUCUCUAUGGUCAAGACAAUGGUUCCAUCCACUGACCAGUACUCGCUCAUCAUCGAAGAGCUUCAUGCCCUCGGUCAUACAAUGACCGCUUCUGCCUUGAAGUGCGCCUUCCACAUUUUCCCUUCGGCCUUUCCCACUUCUGCCUCUCCAGCACUCUCCUUCCCGCCACUUCCCACAUAUACCCCCAGAUCAAGCGAUCUCUCAGUUUUUUCCUGCCUUAAACUCUCAUCUUCACUCCCAUUUUCACUCCAAUCACCACCACUCGCCUAUCUCAUUACCACCUGCCUUACAUUACCAUUUUCAUACCUCCCACUGCCAAUCAAGAUGGCUCCAGUCACCGUCUGGAACGAUGAGGCCCGAUCUGACCUUUUGGUUGCGCUUCUGUCGGUCAUCAAGCCCUCUAAGGAGGACUGGGACCGCGUUCUUCCUAUAGUCCAUGCCAAGGGCUAUGUCUACAACGCCAAUGCUGUCACGCAGCACAUCCAGAAGCUCCAGCGCAAGGAGCUUAACGCCGGCGACGGCGGCGACGGUGAGGCAUCUGCCUCCGCCACUCCCAAGAAGGCUGGCAAGAAGGCUGCUACCCCCAAGAAGGCCGGUACCCCCGCUACUCCCAGAAAGCGCAAGACUCCCGCCAAGUCCAAGGCCAAGGUCGAGGAGGCCAAUGAGGAUGAUGAGGACGACGAGAAGGAGGCUCCUCCCCCCAAGAAGCCAUGCACCCCUUCCCGCCCCAGCAUGAAGGACGAAUUCCACGAGGACACCAAGGACACCAAAACCACCGUCGCCAAGUUCGUCCCCAUCAACGCGGAGAUCUAG